This is a messenger RNA of Chelonia mydas (Green sea turtle), 2876 nucleotides long. RefSeq names its product hyaluronan and proteoglycan link protein 2 (gene HAPLN2). The transcript has 9 exons. The record is from RefSeq and is a predicted model, not a curated record. Gene Ontology annotation, molecular function: hyaluronic acid binding. Lineage: Eukaryota; Metazoa; Chordata; Testudines; Cheloniidae. Gene Ontology annotation, biological process: cell adhesion. The coding region runs from base 444 to 1751 and encodes 435 amino acids.
GAGCCAGCAAGAGUGAGGCCCGGAGACUUGUUUUCAUCCGGUCCGGAGGGGAAGCUUGUUUUCGGUGGAGUGCAUGUCACGGAGAGGCCGGGAUCGCUUUGUCCCUUGCUGCCAGAGACAAACUGCCGCUUGUCUUGUGUUUCAUGAGAGAUAGACAGAAGAUCAUCCCCAGCCUUAGCUGGGGGCGGGGGGGGUUGUGACCAAGGGCCCGAUCCAAAGCCUGGGGAAAUGAAUGGGGAGCCUUUCCAUCAACUUCAGCGGCCUCAGGAUCAGGCCCCAGCCAAAAUGAGGCAGAGCAGGCAGGCCUCUCACCGUCCCCGAUGCCUGACGAUAGCAGAUGUGUCCACUAGCCAUGGAAGGAGCCAGGAGCCGCCUCUUCCAAUGAACCCAACGGCAAGUUUGGUCUUUCCGUUCCUCUCCCGUCCAACAAUGGGACGUUUGUGAUGGAGACGGGACCGGGUUUUUGCGAGCGUGCGUCAUGCCAGAUGCGUAACGGGGUGCUGAGUCACCCCUGUGCCAGCAGUCUGGCCCGGGCGGGCGUGCAGCAGCAGGUGGUGGAGGAGAGCUCUCAAAGGAUUGCUUUGUCUUUUUCACGGCUCGGUUUGGAGGGGUACGGUGGGCUGGCAGAGGAUUUCCCUGUGAACGUACAAGCCCCGGUGUCAGAAGUGGCCGGAGACCCUCUGGGAGCUCGACCGAGCACGUUCCUGGCCCCACAGCUAAGUAUGCACCAGCUGCUGCUGCUGGCUUCAGUCUGCCUCUCUUCUCUGCCAGCUGCUUUAAGUAUUUACCAGAAGGCAACCGGGGGUCCAGCCCCCACCCCGCGCCUGCAGUACCUGCUGGAGCCCCUCCAUGAGGUGGUGCACACCCAGCGCGGCGCCAUGGUCACCCUGCCCUGCGUCCUGCGGGCGCGACCCCCCCACUACAAGGUGAAAUGGAGCAAGGUGGAGCCGGCCGAGCUGCUGGAGAACGUCAUCCUGGUCACCAACGGGGCCCAGCACAAGACCUACGGGCAGCUGGGCGGGCGGGCCCGGCUGCGGCGCGGCCACCGCAACGACGCCUCCCUCACCAUCGCCGGGGUGGCGCUGGAGGACGAGGGGCGCUACCGCUGCCAGCUGGUCAACGGGCUGGAAGACGAGAGCCUGUCGCUGACGCUGAUGCUGGACGGUGUCGUCUUCCCCUACCAGACCAGCCAGGGGCGCUACAGAUUCAACUACUUUGAGGCUAAGCAGGCCUGUGAGGAGCAGGACUCCAGGCUGGCCACUUAUCAGCAGCUCUACAAAGCAUGGACCGAAGGGUUGGACUGGUGUAACGCAGGCUGGAUUCUUGACGGGACCGUCCACUACCCCAUUAUUAACCCCCGAGAGCCUUGCGGGGGGCGGCUUCUCCUCCCAGGAGUUCGGACCUAUGGGGCCAAGGACAAGCAGAAGGACCGGUUUGACGCAUUCUGCUUCACCUCCGCUGUGAGGGGCCAGGUCUAUUUCCUCCGGGGCCACCUGAGCUUCAAAGAGGCGGGGCAGGCUUGCCGCAACCAAGGGGCCACCAUUGCCAAGGUCGGGCAGCUCUACUCCGCCUGGAAGUUCUCCCAGCUGGACCGUUGCGACGGGGGCUGGCUGGCGGACGGCAGCGUCCGCUACCCCAUCACCACCCCUCGCACCCGCUGCGGGGGCCUUCCGGACCCCGGCGUCCGGAGCUUCGGCUUUCCCAACAAGGAGCAGAGGACGUACGGGACCUACUGCUUCUCGGUGAAAUAGGGAUGGCGCGGGGUGAUGAUGGGACGCCGGGUAGGGGACGGCAGCUCUGCUCUUCACUGGUUUCCAGCUGCCUGUGCCUUUCAAGGGUCAUGAGAUCCAUCUCCCAUGCGUAUUUCUCUUUCCCAGUGGGUCUCAGGCUGGUUUCCAGCAGCACAUAACGCUCGCUUGGCCCAUCCUCUCAUCGUCAGCCUUAGCAGAGAGACCAAGGACUGGGCGGGCCAUGGAGACCAGAAUCCUGUCUCAUGUCUAGACAUGGUUCCUCCAGGAGCGCUGGCAGGGAGAGGCCGAUAGGCUGCUUGCCCUGUUCUGUGAACAGAGGAAUCUGUUCUCUGGAGCGGUGAAUCUGACACAAAAUUCCCCUGGGCCGAUUUGGACCCUCUACCCAGGGGUGAAUUCCACCCUUUCGACACAGAGAGCAAGCGACAAUGGAAAUAGCAAAGCCCCCAACCUCAGAACAUCUCUGGUCUUCUCAGGGCUUUUGCUCUCCUAGGUUUUGGCUCCUGAUGUUUGUUAGCUGCCAUCUGGAGCAGGGGGUUGUCAGGAGAAGACAGAAUCCAUGGGACACAGUAAAAAUCCAGUGUCCUGCUCCCACGAGGUCGCUGGACCCUCCGAGGAAUAACCAGUAGCUGUAGAUUUUUUUUGGUUUAGUUUAAAGCUAAUGAAGAAAUGGUAUUUUGUAUCCAUUACUCACCUAUUUUCAACAGGGGAUGGGUGCCCCUGGAGAUAAAAAAACUUCCUGACUCUCUGUAUACUUACUCAUGCUUGUGGAAAUUCACAGUGAUAGCAGGGUCACAACUCAGAUCCCUCUGCUCUGCAAAGCACAGGUCCCUUUCCACUUGAGCUAAAGAAGCAUCUCCUUAAUUAGCAGCACUAUAGGGGCUAUGAUGCACAGUUGAGCCAUUCUGAUUCCAUUCCAACAGAGGGCAGCAGUGCACACAAGCCCCCAGCCAGCUCACUACCCUGUGCUUGUGAAGGUCUGUUUUUUAAUCCCAACACCCGCCAGGCUCCCCCCAUGAAGAAGCCGUUCAGUGUCAAUAUGUGAAAGGCUGGAAAGUAAAGAGUUUGACUAACUGAGUUUAUUCAUGUAAAUUAAUAAAAUGAUGGUAAACCCACCCAAAAAUAGCA